AUGUCAGACAUGAGCAACUGGUUCAAUUCCCUGCCGAUAUUCACGAGGCACUGGUUACUGGGCACCGCGAUCCUGACGCUACUCGGCAGAUUUGGCAUCCUGAGCCCGCACUCGCUGAUACUGUACCCCGAGCGGUUUCUAAACAACUUCGAGAUCUGGCGGGCGGUGACGAGCGUCUUCUACUAUCCCCUCAGCCCGGGCACGGGCUUUCAUUUCCUGAUCAACUGCUACUUCUUGUACAAUUACUCGCUGAGGCUAGAGCGCGGGGAGUAUGACAAGAAGCCCGCGGAUUAUCUCUUCCUCCUGCUGUUCAACUGGCUAUGCUGCGUCAUCAUCGGGCUCAUCGGCGAUUUCCAGUUGCUCAUGGACCCCAUGGUGCUCAGUGUGCUGUACGUCUGGUGUCAGCUGAACAAGGAUGCUGUCGUGCAGUUCUGGUUCGGCACGCAAUUCAAGGCCAUGUACUUGCCAUGGGUCCUGUUCGGAUUUAACUUGAUCAUUUCCGGAGGAGGCAUGAUGGAGUUGUUCGGCAUCUUGGUAGGACACCUGUACAUCUUCCUGAAAUUCAAGUAUCCGCAGGAACUCGGCGGCCCAGAAUUGCUAAAUACUCCAAAGAUACUUGAAAGCUACUUUCCACCUGAGAGAGGGAACGUAUCAUUUGGGAGUGCGCCAACACAGAGAUCAGUGGCAGGACAGACUCAAGCUCAAGGGAGAAAUAUAUUUGGUGGACACAACUGGGGAAGGGGUCACGUCUUAGGUCAAUAGUUACAUGAUUCUAUUUAAAUUUAUCGAAUACAAAAAAUUUCCACUAUUACUUAUUUUGCGAACUAUAAGUUAUAAUACUUAUAAGGUUUCAUGAUACAUCAUAUUUGUUUUAUAAUAUAUGCGUUACCAAUUCUUCCAAAUAUCUUUGUAAACUUUUAUAUAACUUUAAUCUCUCUCUCCUUGCAAUAUGUAUCCAGCAAUAUGUAUGCAUUUUUUUUGAGAUAAUUUAAUGACAAGAUAUAAUGCCUGUAUACUAUUAUAAAUAUGAAUGGACAAGAAUGUUUCAUAUCAUUAUAAAGUUGUAAAACUAUUUACAGUUUUGUAUGAUUACUAUUUAUAAUACACAUGAAUGUUUUCUUACGAAAACAGUUGAUAAAGAUAAAUAGGAAAGUUUAUGUAAAUUGUGUGUUAUCUUUUUGUGAAGUAUUACCAUGUUUCCUCGAUACAUAGCUGACUGCACUAGAUAAUAAAGUAUGCUUAUCCGUAA
This is a messenger RNA of Ooceraea biroi (clonal raider ant), 1249 nucleotides long. It is a transcript of the gene Der-1, whose product is annotated as derlin 1. The record is from RefSeq and is a predicted model, not a curated record. Lineage: Eukaryota; Metazoa; Arthropoda; Insecta; Hymenoptera; Formicidae.